Messenger RNA from Uranotaenia lowii, 2302 nucleotides. It is a transcript of the gene Gnptab, whose product is annotated as N-acetylglucosamine-1-phosphotransferase subunits alpha/beta. Bases 184 to 2181 code for a protein of 665 amino acids. Lineage: Eukaryota; Metazoa; Arthropoda; Insecta; Diptera; Culicidae. Gene Ontology annotation, molecular function: calcium ion binding; UDP-N-acetylglucosamine-lysosomal-enzyme N-acetylglucosaminephosphotransferase activity. The transcript has 4 exons. The record is from RefSeq and is a predicted model, not a curated record. Gene Ontology annotation, cellular component: Golgi apparatus. Gene Ontology annotation, biological process: carbohydrate phosphorylation; N-glycan processing to lysosome.
GUUUUCGAUACUCGCGAGGCUCGCUGCUAUCGUAUUCGAUAAUUAUUAGUCUGAAAAUUUAUAGUUAAUUCUUAAAAGAAAAGAAGUAUAAUUCAAGUAGUUUGGAAAAUGUUCAGUACAGCAAAAGCCGUUCAGUUUGCCCACAAGAUGAUGUGAGUGAAAUACAACUUUACAACUGCUGCUAUGAGGUUUUGUUUCUUACCAAAAUUAUCCGGUAAAUUCCGGGUUCGUUUUUGCUGCCUCAUUACGGGUCUUGCCCUUGUUUCGGUGUCUUUUUUCCUUGUGAGCCUACUGAUUACGCACACUUCAGACAAGCAAUGUAAACGAUGCUACGAAUCCAUAGAUGUUGUCUACACGUGGGUGAACGGUAGCGAUCUGGAGUUUACAGAAAAGAUUCGGCAAUAUGCGCCCGGGCAUGAUAAAGCUCGGUAUGACGAUAAAAAUGAGCUCAAAUACUCUUUGCGAUCAUUGGAAAAAUAUGCGCCCUGGGUACGGAACAUCUACAUAGUAACAAAUGGUCAAAUUCCAUUCUGGAUAAAUCUAGAAAUUCCGCGAAUUCAGAUUGUACAACAUAAAGAGCUGGCAGAUGAAGAGACCAUGCUACCAACUUUCUCUAGUGCCGCAAUUGAGACGUUCAUCCACAGAAUUCCGGGAUUGUCCAAAAACUUUCUGUACCUGAAUGAUGAUAUAUUUCUGGGAGCACCGCUAUUUCCGGAUGAUUUAAUUACUCUUUCCGAAGGCACAAAGGUGUUCACCGCGUGGUUGGUACCAGACUGUGCCCCAGAUUGUCCCUGGAUGUUUGUUGGCGACGGGUCCUGUGAUAGUCAUUGUUAUGUGGAAGAAUGUCAGUAUGAUGGGGGUGAUUGUGAUCACCCAGAUUAUCAAGAUCACGUUCAAGAGUUGGAGGAUUACGACUUAAUGGAAGCUACUGAUAACGAGGAUACAUUCAUCGAUGUACCAAAAACUUUCCCUCGUGUGGGUUUAAAAGCGGACAACAUUCGCGACGUUUACGAAAUUUUCAAGCGUUCGAAUAAUUCUUCCACAAAACAACUAGUCGAUAAGUUCAAUCAGAACAAAAUGAAAUUCCUGAAGCAACAUGCAAAGAAAAGUUCUUCGCAGCGUAACAGCGAGCGGAAUUCCGAGGGAAAGGAGGAAGAAAAGAUGGCCAACUCACAAGACAUUUUUGCGCGCUCUUUGAUUUACACCAAUAAAAUUUUCAAUCGGUUGUAUGGUUUCAAAAAUCGUAAAGUACUCGCUCACGUUGGCUUUCUUCUGAACGUGGAUAUUAUCAACGCAAUGCUGGUGAAAUUGAAGGACGAAUUUGCCAUAACCAAGAGUCAUCAAUUUCGAGAGAAAAACGAUUUACAGUAUGCCUUUACCUAUUACCAUUUUCUGAUGAGUGAAAGCAGAAAUAAGAGCCUUUCGGAAAUUUUUGACGACUUCGAUACCGACGGCUCGGGAACUUGGUCGGACCGUGAAAUACGUACGCUUUUAACGAAGAUUUAUACUCUUCCCUUGGACUGGUCUGCGGUUAGAUAUUUUGAAGAAGUAGUUACGAACUGCUCCUUGCAGCAGAAUAAUUUUCUUCCUUUCGAGCAUCAACCGGAGCAACGCAGCGUGUAUCCUACUUUAGUGUACGAGAGAUACGAAGAUUCGACAAUCCCAACCGUUACCAAACGACUGGUACUUAGUUGCCGCGAGCUUACCGAUAUGAUGCGGGCAAACUUUGGUCAGGUGCCGCUGUACAAGUUUCACGUUAACCAGAAAACCGGAAUCUACAGCAACUUUAAAAUGCUAACAUCCAACAUCACUCAAGUUGUCGAUGCGCUGGAUGAAUUGAGAAAAAAUCCUAAAAAAUUUAACUGCAUCAACGACAACCUCUCCGAGGAUAAAAGCGAGGAAAAUCAGCUGAUCGCUGCCCUGUUGGAAGAUUUCUAUUUAUCACUGUUUCCCGUUCGAAGUCAGUUUGAGCUGGAAAAUAACUACCGCAAUAGAUUUCAAUACUAUGAUGAUUAUCAAGCUUGGUUGUGGCGGAAGAACGUAUUUCGGAAUGUAGUGUAUUUAAUUUGCUUGCUUGUGUUCCUUCUCUGUACCAAAAUGCUAUGCUUCCGCCAUAAAGGUAAAUUUGCACGCACUUUGGUGCUUCUCAGCAGUAGUCGAAGCGAAUACUCCAACAUUUAGUUAGAAAUUAUAUUUUGCUCUUCGUAGGCAACUUUUAUUUAUUUAUUGUAUUAUACAACAAAGUAAAAGUAGCAAUAAAUACUCAAGCCAAACAUUUAAAAAAACAUCUAAAAGCUAUAAA